AUGGCCGGCGAUCCAGAUUAUGAUGCAUCUGCGUCGUGGCCGCACCACAAUUCCACCAAGGACUACCCCUAUAGUCCUUCACUCGCCUCAACAGCAUCUUCGUCCUCCUCAUCGGUCUUUUCUCUGGAUGCGCCCUCAUCCCAGAGCUCCGUCUCGUCCUCGGCUGGUUGGCCGAGCUCGGCAUGGAACAGUGAGAAUGAAAACGAGAAUCAGUACUUCACCAGUCGUCACAUCUCACAACGAAGUACGACAAGCUCAUCAGAUGAAGAAAUCAUCACAUCAUACCUGCCUUGCUCUCGAACACGAGCUCAAUUACCUGCUGAAACCGUCGCUCUCGAGUCUCGGCAGCACCCGAGGCGAACACAACGUCUGAACUCAUACGAAUGUCAAGAUGGAAAGAGUGUAUCAUCAUGCCCUCGACCACCGCCAUCUUUGGUGCGACAAAGUGAACGAAAAGAGAACUUCGUCGACAGUCUUGUUGACACCACAACUCAGAUGAUUGAGACCAUCUGGCCCCUAUCUGUCUUAUCCUGCGGCCGAGAUACCAUCCUUGGCGGCAAACAGCAGAAUUUGAUCGGCCUUCGGGUCUUCGUUCAAGAAGUAUUGAGGCGAUCGAAGACCAGCUACUCUACAUUGCAGGUGGCUCUUUAUUACUUGAUACUGAUACAAUCUUGCAUACCCAAGCACGAUUUUACCAUGGAACAAUCGGAGGAUUCUCCGUCAUGCCGAGCUAUGCAAUGUGGACGACGGAUGUUCUUGGCGGCUCUUAUCUUGGCUUCAAAAUACCUCCAGGAUAGGAAUUUCUCGGCUCGGGCUUGGAGCAAAAUUUCUGGACUGCAAACAUGCGAAAUCAACUCAAACGAAAUGGCGUUCCUCUCCGCAGUCAACUGGAAGCUUCACAUACCUCAGCCUGUCUUCGAGAAAUGGACGGAUAUCGUACUGAAGUACUCGCCGUCUGCUCAGGUGAACGCGCCGCCUCGGUCGUCCCCGACUUCACCGCAUAAUUGGAAAUCUAUCAUUCCUCAUCUGACGCCGCAGCUCGACACUCUCGAGUUCGGAUUCGCGGAGGUUUCGUAUGAUUCUGGCUACAACUCCCCAGGAACUGACAUGUGUCCACCACCCAUACCAAUUCGUGAAGAAUUAUCAGCAUGCUCGGGGUCAAAUGAACCGACACCUACGAAUCCAUACACCAUUCCGAGAGUACUUGAGCCAACGCCUCGGGAUAGUAAGUAUGGUGAGCAGAAAUUGCCGCCAUUGCCACACUUAAGACCAUUGCCCACCCCACAGAUGACCCCUCAGACCGGCACCUUUUGUACUCCUGCAGUGAGUGCUUCGGGACUAUCCUCUCGUCGAUCAUCAAUGAGCUAUGCAAUGGCCCAAAUCCAAAACGCUUGUCUGGCAAGGUCUCUUCUGGACAAUCCCCACCAGUGGAAGCCAAAUGCGCCUGCUCCAUUCCCAACGUCCGCACGCCGAUCAUCGUUGGCGACGUCCGCUUCCACGUUCUCGUCUCCGGAGUCUAUGAUCUCCGAUGUCUCUACCCGGUCUUCCAGAUCGUCGUCGAUUUCUUCAGUAGCUUCAUCGAACUGCGCGCUCCCACCGCCGAGAUUGGCGGUACAAGCGACGCGUCGAUGCGCGAAUAUGCAAUUGUGUUGCCUGAAGGAAGAAAAUCAGAGACCAGUCCUCACUGAGGACGACGGGCUGUCAUGGGAGGCCUUCUCCGCAGCGUCCGAAUAUCACCCCAAAUACAUCCCCGCUUCAACCCAACACAGUGCCUCAACCCGCGAAGCUGCUGCAGCCCUACGCGACCUCGCGCUUAAUCGUCAUCACACCCCCCCGCAAUCCCUAUCGACCCCACGUCCCGCCAAAUGCCUCAAACGUGAUCGCCCUCAUUCCGUGGAUCUGUCGGUACAAUCCGCGGUCCGCGACAUUAUUGCUCCGCGCUGUCUGGGCGACAUCACAAAUAUGAAGAAGGCAAGGAAAAACGAGGAAGAUGGCACCGUUUUGCCUGACGGCAAGGUUGCUGACUCGUUUUUGCUUUCCAGCCGUGUUGACAAGAGAAAGCCGGCGCUUUCAACAGAUGGCUUACCGCGCAAGAGAACCUGUGCUGGUAGUGAUAGGGGCGGCAGGGAGGAGGCGAGGCUGAUGCAGAAGGUCGUGGCAAGGGGGCCAAGGAUAUGGGAACAGAUUCUUUGA
Messenger RNA from Letharia columbiana, 2193 nucleotides. RefSeq lists its product as uncharacterized. Gene Ontology annotation, cellular component: nucleus; cyclin-dependent protein kinase holoenzyme complex. Gene Ontology annotation, biological process: regulation of cyclin-dependent protein serine/threonine kinase activity. Bases 1 to 2193 code for a protein of 730 amino acids. The record is from RefSeq and is a predicted model, not a curated record. Lineage: Eukaryota; Fungi; Ascomycota; Lecanoromycetes; Lecanorales; Parmeliaceae. Gene Ontology annotation, molecular function: cyclin-dependent protein serine/threonine kinase regulator activity; protein kinase binding. The transcript has 2 exons.